Messenger RNA from Branchiostoma belcheri (Belcher's lancelet), 2317 nucleotides. Its product is annotated as arylsulfatase B-like. The record is from RefSeq and is a predicted model, not a curated record. The transcript has 14 exons. Lineage: Eukaryota; Metazoa; Chordata; Leptocardii; Amphioxiformes; Branchiostomatidae. The coding region runs from base 176 to 1615 and encodes 479 amino acids.
GACCCCCACUCCCUAGAAAUGCCCGAGCGCACAACCACCUACUCUCUCACAUGUGGCUGAGGUGUGAUUGUUAGUAGCUGACAUUUGUUUUAGGUCGUCGCUCUAGAUUGUCGAUAUAGCAUCUCUAUAUAAAGAGUCCGUGCUGAACGCCACCAAACUGACACUAGAAGCCAACAUGCUGCGUGUGGUUCUGCUUAUGGGGGCCCUGGCCGUGGGCUCUGCACAACCCGGAAAGAACACGACCAAGCCACACAUCGUCUUUAUCGUGGCCGACGACCUGGGUUGGAAUGAUGUCGGCUGGCACAACCCUGACGUCAAGACACCUGUUCUGGACCAGCUGGCUCACAAAGGAGUCAUCUUCAACCAGUCUUAUGUCAACUACGUCUGCACGCCGUCCAGGACAGCAUUCAUGACUGGGUACUUCCCUUAUCAUGUGGGAUCACAGCAUUUAGUAUUCAGACCAGACACACCCUCGGCUAUUCCGUCCAACUUCACCUUCCUGCCCCAGAAGCUGAAGGAGUUAGGGUACUCCACUCACAUGGUGGGCAAAUGGCAUCUUGGCUUUUGCAACUGGAAGUACACCCCGACCUACCGCGGGUUCGACUCUUACUAUGGCUACUACUGUGGAGCAGAAGACUACUACACUCACUUCCGAUCCAACAACAAAGAGGGCGGAAUUGAUUUUCAUGACAACAAAGAUCCUGUGACAGACCAGAAUGGGACGUACAGUGCUUAUCUGUUUUCUGGGCGCGCUGUGGACAUCGUAAACAAACAUGACCAAAACAUUCCACUGUUCCUGUACCUGCCCUUCCAGAAUGUCCACGCACCACUAGAGGUUCCUAAAAGGUUUGAGGACAUGUACAUAAAUGUGCAGGAUGAAAACAGAAGAAAGCUACUGGGGAUGGUGAGUGCCUUGGAUGAGGCUGUCGGUAACGUUACCAUGGCGAUGAAGAAAAUGGGGCUGUGGGACAACACUCUUGUCAUCUUCACCACUGAUAAUGGUGGCAUGAUUAUCCAAAGCGGCAACAACUACCCCCUGCGUGGUGGGAAGACCACCCUAUGGGAGGGGGGUACCAGAGGUGUGGCCUUUGCACACGGCAAGAUGCUACAGAAAACUGGCUACACCAACAAUGAGAUGAUCCAUGCUGUCGACUGGUUCCCAACAAUCCUGGCAGCCGCAGGUGGAACUGCAGAUCCGGGCAUAGAUGGUGUGAGUCAACUGGACACCAUCGUGUCUGGCAAGCCCUCCCCCCGUACUGAGUUUGUCUACAACAUUGACAACAUCUUCCCUACAAUCCAAGGUGCCAUCAGGGUUGGAGAUUACAAGUUGAUUGAAGGGUUUGCUGGGCUACCAGAUGGAUGGUACCCACCCCCAAACAUGACUGGCAGCCGGCCCGACAACAAGGAUCCCAUCAGCGGCACAUGGCUGUUCAAUCUGAAAGAUGACCCCACAGAACACCACAACUUGGCGGACACCAUGCCUGACAAGCUGAAGGAGAUGCGGGCUAAGCUGGAUGGUUACAGGAAGACCCUGGUGCCUGCCAUCAACCCAAAGGCUGACCCCAAAUCUGACCCCAAGAACUGGGGAGGGGUGUGGUCCCCAGGCUGGUGCUAAGCAACAGGGCUGAUUCCCCAGGCAGUGCUUUAUAGGGCAACUGGUUUGUCUAACUAACGCUAACACCAAGGCUAGAUAUUUCAUUCAUAUUCUUAUCCUUUCUGUCAUCAAAGUUGAAUAUGACAAAUAUUGUAAAUGAUUGUGAAUUUGUGAUUAUUUAGUAUGAAUAUGCUGUUGGUUUGUAAAGAUGUUGUUUAACUUGCCGUUGUUUAUAUUUUCUGAGGACUCUAUUAAUCGAUUAUUGAAUAAAGAUUGUUGAAAAUAGAUUUUGCCAAAUUAGGUCAAGCAAUACCUACAUACCAAAAAUCAUAAUGAUCCAUCAACCCCAUCUUCUUUCAAUGAUUUUGACAAAACAAAUUGCUAGAAGACCUAGAAGGCCCAAACUUACUUAACUUCUUUCCGAGCAUAAGAGCUACCACCAAAAAAUCCAGCAAUAAUUUGUUAAAGGUUGGUGUUAUAGACAAUAAAAAACAUUGUAUUCAUAAAACAUUCAUUUGAACUCGCAGGUAGUUACACCUCAUUCAGUAAGCAUACACUUUAGAUCUAGAGUUAUGGUACUAUUCUUGUGUCCCGCUGACUCCUGCACUAUACUAGACUGUCAUUGUUUCUGAGAGUUCUUUGGUGGAUAUCACCUUGUGCAGAUGGCAGCCAUGUGCAACAUGUUUGAUCCUCAUGUACCCUUUGUGUUGAAUAAACUUAAGC